AUGGACGCCGACUGCCCCGACGUGGGCAGUACGAACCCUGACAUUGCAGGGCUUGGGAUUGUCAUCGCUUUUGCAUUCCAGGCAGGUGUGUCACUCGUGCUAUCCAUAUGGUCGUUUCUGCUAUGGAAAUCUGCGGUGGCCUCUCUGUUGGACGCCAAUCCGGGUGCUCGAAUCAUGUUCCAUGCCGCCUCUCUUCGAUUUCAAGGGCUAAAAGGCCUCAAUGAAAUUAUAAAAGACGCUUUUGGCUUGGCACACAAUACGGACGAGGGGGAUGCGAUGAGAGCCCCUCGAAGGGCAUUGUCAAAUUUUUACCGACGGCAUGAAUCUUCGUGGGUUCUUCGUAAAUGCACCAUCGACGGCAUUCUUCUGGCUAUUAGCGACACGCAAACUGUGAACGGGCUGAGCCUGCUCAUUGCCGGCCUAGCUCAAUACAAAUCUUUGAGCCUGUACCACAUGCACAUCAUAUAUGACACGGUCAACUUUACAGCAGUUUCAAUGUGCGGCAGUCUUGCAAACGUAUAUGGCCAGGACAAGAAAAGCCGAAGAUCACGCCUGUAUGCUUUCGUCGCCUUCAGUGCCUUGUAUCUAGCUUUCUCGGUCGUCUUCGCUACCAAGCUGCGCUCGUGGGAUCUGACUGAGUCAGGACAAUGCUACAACUAUAGCCUGAUCAGCUUGCCAAACCAUGGCCACCCAUCAGACGACAUCAUAUACGUUGGCAUCACCUGCUUCUGGUGUCUCUGUGUCCUCAUCUGCUGCGGUCAGAUCCACUCGUCCUUCAUGUCCGAGAUAUACCAGGAAAAUGCCAAUAACCCUGGCACGGCCACCUCUCCAAUCACCGCACUGGCCGAGAAAUGGGGCGUCAGAGGCGUGUGGCACGAUCUCCUGGACCGUUCCCUGCGGGACGUGGUGCAGCAGCCAUCCCUCGAGAGACUUGCUGCGAGUAUCGUGGUGCUGGCUAUGCUGCAGUAUCCCGUCCACCUGUACAUGGUCAUUGCCCUGCGCAUAUCCAAUGAGGGGAAUCUCAGCGGCGACUCUGAGAAUACAUGGGGUUUUGGGCAGAUUGUCGCCUUGGUGACGGCUUUUUCUACACUGAUGGAAUGUGUGAGGGGAUAUUCUGUUAUUUUCCAAGAUUAUUGUGCAGGAAUCAAGCUUCUCGAGGAGGCUGCUAGCACAGAGGAGCCCAGAGAGGCGAACAUAGAGGCGCGACUAACAUGA
Molecule: messenger RNA, 1215 nt
Organism: Clonostachys solani
Lineage: Eukaryota; Fungi; Ascomycota; Sordariomycetes; Hypocreales; Bionectriaceae
Source: the annotation of a GenBank genome assembly